ACUUUCGUCACGGUUGAUUCCGCAUUCGUCCAAAACAGAGGCUCCUACAUGGUCCUCCCGUGAUGAAUACCUUCCGCGAUGUAAGGAAAUACAUCGGCUACCAACGGCUCUCCAGCGGCGAUCUCGUCUCCGAUGACGACUCCAGAGAUGCGGGGGGUCCUUCCGAUCCGGCUCCUCAGCUCUCGGACUACAUAAUAAUUGAGAGUCGCAAAUCUCAGGUGGCUCCAAUUGAUCCGGUGGUACCGAGAGGUAGCCAUUUGACGAAGUCUUCCAGCUCUAGUUUCGAGGACGACGAACUGUGGACGGUGACUGUGGACGUGGAUGCUGGGAGCAUGGAGAAAACGUCGGGAAGAUUGAGCGACAGGAAAUCGAUAUUCAGAAAAGAGGAAAUAGAGAAAGAGUUGGAGGCCACGAAGGCCAACUUGCAACGCGAGCAAAAGAAGAGAGAGCAACUAGAAGAAUCUUUGAGACGAUUGAAGACCAAAACUGGGAGAUCGGCGAGCACAAUUUCCGAACCAGGAUGUAUCGUAGAUACGAUUUCACCGAAGGAUUUGUUGUACGCUUACACCAAUGAAUUGACUCUGCGCGUGAGCUCCCAACUGCAGCUCGAUGGAAGGGAUUAUCUCAUCGAAAAGAUGCGGAGAGCACACUCCGACGACGAAUCUGAACCGGUAGAAGCCUGGUUCGAUAUAUCGACUUCACAGAAUGGUCGAAACGGCUGGCAUAGACGCUACAUUGCACUCUCCGCAACGAAACUACUUUUCUACGAGUCUCCAGAGGACUUUUUGCAGAAGAAACCCUCGAGAGUCAUCCGACUUGACAUGCUGAUCACAGUGAGGAAUAUCAUCACCGACACAGAAGGUCGCAUUUCGAUCGCCAACAGCAAUGCUCAAUGGUACUCCAUUCGAACGAUAGAAUCCCGCAAUCUCUGACCAAGACGGUCCGAGAAAUAUAGCUGGCGCUCUCA
Galendromus occidentalis (western predatory mite) is the source of this 967-nucleotide messenger RNA. RefSeq names its product rho-associated protein kinase 2. The record is from RefSeq and is a predicted model, not a curated record. Lineage: Eukaryota; Metazoa; Arthropoda; Arachnida; Mesostigmata; Phytoseiidae. Bases 63 to 932 code for a protein of 289 amino acids. The transcript has 7 exons.